Rubroshorea leprosula is the source of this 931-nucleotide messenger RNA. The record is from the annotation of a GenBank genome assembly. NCBI's taxonomy places the organism in Eukaryota, Viridiplantae, Streptophyta, Magnoliopsida, Malvales, Dipterocarpaceae.
CGCCGUGUCAACCCUAAACAUUAUCAGGAUUUGCGACGCUGGAUACGGUGGCUUGACAGCGGCCUCAGACAGCUUCUAUUCUUCGGCUUCUGGGUACAUUCAGAAAGAAAAUUCGAAAAUUUCGAUUCAAUUUCAAAGUUAAUACGACAUUGCCUACUUCUUUUUAAGAAUCGCCAGAUUUUGAUCUCAAAAUUGUCACUUUCUGCCACAUAGAUUAGAUGAACAAGCAAGCAUUGAAGCAGCUAGGGGCAGUGCGGUUCAGGGCAUUAUGGCUUUGUCCCCGGGCACUAGGGGUUUUCUGUCAAGCGUCUCAAGCUACUUGUCUUGUGAGAUGGGAUUUGACUGUCCUAUGGAAGGAAGUCAUGGUGUUGGCACUAUGGCUGCAUUUGACCACAAUGCUUGGCCUCAGAUAUACAAGAUGGAAAGUGUGAAGCAUUCGAUUUAUCUCGAAGUGUUUUGGCUGCUUCAUCAGUAACCCACCUUGCCUUGGCACAAAAAAGCUCUAAUUAGUCCAGGCCAAUAUCAUAGUUGUCCAUCUAAAGAGGAUUUCACAAUUACAAUGAAGGAUUGUUGAGAUAGGUGGGAUCUAUGUGACAGGGUAUUAGAGGGAUCUGGAGUGUUCUUCAAUGUGGGGAUCUCAACAAUCAACUCACUAAGGUGGACUCAAGAAGCUAGACAAAAACUGUAUGAAGUAGUAAAAUGUGUGUCAAGUGAUAUUAGAUAACAAUACCUUGGGUUUAGUAUAAGUUUGGAAUGACUGUCAGUUUGUUCCACCUCAUGUGUGAAUAGCUGAGCUAAAGUGGGCUUGUUGAAGUUAGAUUGAGCUCAGGGUUGGGCUUAAUAGCUUGCACACAAAGGGAGUAGCCAAUGCAAUAGGGUUGGCUUUGGCCAUGAGUGGCUUUGGGGUGGCUAAUAAAGCCAGGAACUAGAG